Messenger RNA from Monopterus albus (swamp eel), 3197 nucleotides. RefSeq lists its product as uncharacterized. NCBI's taxonomy places the organism in Eukaryota, Metazoa, Chordata, Actinopteri, Synbranchiformes, Synbranchidae. The record is from RefSeq and is a predicted model, not a curated record. The coding region runs from base 258 to 3032 and encodes 924 amino acids. The transcript is spliced from 12 exons.
CGAGAGCUUCCCUGGCAGGCAUCGUCCCCCUCAGCCAGUCUGACCGCCCACAAUCCGGGGCGAGAAAGUGCUGCUUUGUGAAUGAAGGGAGCGGUGGAGCGCACAAAACAAAAGUUUGCCAACAUUAUUUCCGACGGCUGACCAUUUCAUAUUGAAUCGAGACGUUUCGACGGUGCAACAAGCGACACCUGGACAACAAGGAGCGAGAAAAUACAGAGCUGUCCUGCUGUUCAGGCAUUUCAGAGAAGCUGUAAAUCAUGCUGGUGAGUUUGGCCUGUCUCUGUCUGGUGGUGGUAGUCAGCGGUGACCCCUGCCUCAUCAUAAGCGAGAUCAACGCAGACAACCCGAGAUUGGACACCACAGAAUUUGUGGAAUUGUAUCACACCAGUGGACAGCGGGCUUCACUGGACGGCUACACCCUUGUGUUCUAUAAUGGAAAUGGAAACAUAGCCUACAAGGUUCUGGACCUCAAAGGCCACAGCACAGAUGACAGAGGUUUCUUCCUGGUGGGUUCAGUGGACAUGCUGCCCAAACCGGCCAUCCUCCUGCCUCCCAACACAGUUCAGAACGGCCCAGACGCCAUUGUCCUCUACCACACAUCUGCUGCUCGCUACAGCGAGAAGAUGAAUGUCACAGGUCACGGGCUGGUGGACGCCGUCGUGUACAUGACUCGCCGUACUGGGGGAGCAGAGAUCCUCGCUGAAACUCUGACACCCGGGGAACCAGCCUUCGUCGAGGAUGAAACGGCGCUGGAGGGGGAUGAGUCAAUUGAGAGGUGCCUGCUGUCUGAAGAUCACUGGGGCUUUCAGGUGGCUUCACCAUCCCCAGGUCAACGAAACAACUGCACCCCACCUGCUGCUCCAGCAACCAGUCCGGUCAUUACUGAGCUGAAACUGGGAGGAGGGCAGGUGGAAGGGUUUGUGGAGCUAACAGAAGCUCCAGCUGCGGGUCCUCUGGUGCUGGUGGUAUUGGAUGGGAAAACAGACAGGGUCAGUGUGAGUGUGGACGUGGAUGUGAACUCCUCCCGGAAUGGGUUGAUCUCCAUGACCAUAGAGAAGAACUACAUGAAAGGGGAUGAGUCUGGGGCGGUGGCUAUUUACAGUGGCAGAGCUACAGACUUCCCUGUGGGGGGUCCACUGAGCCAGGUUCAGCCUUUAGAUGCGUUUGUGUUUGCUGGACCUGGAAACAAGCCAAGUCCCAACCUCACAGAGACUCUCAUCCCAGGCAGACAGCCCUACCAACUCAGCAGCAGUUUGAGAGAGGGAGGCUUUUACCUCAGUCGCUGUGGUGUGGCCACCUGGGCCAGAGACCCUGGCGUCUUCUGGGAGGCUCCGCAAACUCCUGGACAGUCCAACCAGUGCCCCUGGCCGAAGAUCUGCCCUCACAGUAUCGUGAUUCCAGGAGGUACAGAUUCAACACCUCACCUCCCGCCCUGGGGGAACAGUGACUUCCUAAUCAAUGAACUUAACACUGAUACACCUGGUGCAGCUGAAGACGGCGAGUACAUUGAGCUAUGGCACCCAUCAGGUCGCAGAGUCUCCCUGCAGGGCAUUUGGAUACUGUUGUUCAGUGCACACAACAACAGACCCUACAGGGAGAUCAACCUGAACGGACACUUCACCACCUCUAAGGGUUACUUUCUAUUGGGUAGUGACAGGCUGGUGCCAGCCCCAUCACUUCGCCUGCCUCCUAAUACCAUCCAGAAUGGACCCGACGCUGUGGCGCUGUACCGCAGCCCUAUUGGCCCACCAUCAGCUGUACAAAGGGGAAUCCCUACUAAAGGUCUGCUGGAUGCAGUUGUGUACCGACAGAGAGGAUCAGAUAAGGAGGUGCAGGAUCUGAGCAAAGCUCUGACCCCAGGACAACUGCCUCUCCUGGAGGACCCAGAGGUUUUGCCUGGUGAUGAGGCCCUCAGCCGCUGUAGAGGCCUUUAUCCCCAUGACCUGUCUGCUUUUUCAGUGGCUCCACCCACUCCUCUGAGGGAGAACAGCUGCCCCCGCCCACCUCCAGCCCCUGAAGGUGUGGUCAUCAGUGAAGUGGCUAGUGGCCACUGGACCAAUCACAGCCAGCAGAGGGCCUUUGUGGAGCUGCACGGCCUCCCCAUGACAGACCUGCAAGGCCUGGUGCUCACUGUGUUUGACCAGGAGCGCACUGGGACUGUCAUUGCCCUUCCUUUGACCGGAUCUAUUGACCAGCAUGGAUUUUAUAUUGUCGGAAAUGUCACUGGAGCAGAUCAGACGUUCCCAGAGGGCUCCACGGUGCCUGCACGAGGAGCAGUUGUCCUGUGCUAUGAUCUGUUCAGCGUCUGCAGAGCUGGCACAGCUCUGACCAACUCCAGCCUCAGAGACGUAAUUGUGUUUAGUGAGAACCAGCAGCUACUCUCCUCUCUGUCCACCACCAGAGGGAGACAAGUGAUUCCAGCUCUCAGGUCGGUGGAGGCUGGCCCUGUCUCACUCAGCCGGUGUUCCUGCUGCGAGGUGAGGAGCCCCUCCUCCUGGACAAGCUCCUCCCCCACACCCACCACCACAAACCUAUGUCCGAGCCCAGUGUUCUCAAGUCACAUUGACCUUUGCCUUGAACCCCUGUCCAGUGACUGGCAGGAGCACUCAGGAGACUGCAAUGGUCUGAUAAAGGGGAAGAGGAUCGCUGAGGUGGCUGACUACCUGGAGCAGAGGUGUCACUGUGGCAUCUCUGCCUUGUAUCUCCAAGGAGCCAACGUUUCUUGCGUGUCUGGCUGGCUGCGAGUGUGGGGGAACAUCCAAGCACUGUCGGACCAUCAGAAGGCCCUCAUCAUCCAGACAUCGCAUAUGAGUCCUUCAUCUGCUCAGGGAGACAUCUGUUCUUCCCCUACCACGGACCGUUACACGAGCACAGCGUCUACCCUCGGGCUUCAGAUCGGGCUGAUCAUAGCAGUGCUCUUGCUGCUGGGGCUAGGAGUUGCUCUCUUCAAAUACUUCUACAGGAGGAGGCGUCCUCAGGACUAUUACACCAUGGAGCUGAGUGAACAUGCAGAGGGACUGUCAGAUCUAUAAUCCAGGCUUCGAUCACUGUUCGUGUCAGGAAAUGCUUGUGUGUGUGUGGGAGCGAGCGAGCGAGAGGUUAGGGGUAAUCGGAUGUUAAUUCAAACUUAAAGCUGCAUUAAUUAAGAUUUAGCACAAAUUUGGAUAAAUCAAGUAAAAAAUUGUCUAGAAGUGUUG